AAAAAAUACUGCGGCUAAAAUAAAUACAAAAGAAAUGCUGAAAACACCCUGAAGGCCCAGAAAUCAUGGAUAGAGAGAGCUUUUUGCAAGCGAGAAUGCGUCCACAUUAUACCAAGCACGAAAGACCACCAUAGGUGCUGUUGUGGACGACUAAUGGGCCAACAUGUCGGAUUACCCCCUGCGAUCUCCAUCAGCCAGAACGAUAGUGGCGAAUGCCGAAGUACGAAGAACGAUCUGGAGAAGUGGUCAGUCAGCAAGCAUACCCAGCUCAGCCCAACAGAUGCCUUUGGCACAAUCGAAUUUCAGGGAGGAGGACAUUCCAACAAAGCUAUGUAUGUGCGUGUUUCAUUUGACACAAAGCCUGACUUGCUCUUACACCUGAUGACAAAGGAAUGGCAGCUGGAUCUCCCAAAGUUACUGAUCUCUAUUCACGGUGGCCUCCAAAACUUUGAGCUUCAACCUAAACUAAAGCAAGUCUUUGGAAAGGGCUUAAUUAAAGCAGCUAUGACAACAGGGGCUUGGAUCUUCACUGGAGGUGUGAACACAGGGGUCAUUCGGCAUGUAGGAGACGCACUCAAGGACCAUGCCUCAAAGUCCAGAGGAAGGAUCUGCAUUAUAGGCAUCGCUCCAUGGGGAAUUGUGGAGAAUCAAGAGGAUCUGAUUGGAAAGGAUGUGGUCCGCCCUUACCAGACCAUGUCCAACCCCAUGAGCAAGCUGACAGUGUUGAACAGCAUGCACUCACAUUUCAUCCUGGCAGACAACGGCACAACAGGCAAAUACGGAGCUGAGGUGAAGUUACGGAGGCAACUGGAGAAGCACAUUUCCCUACAGAAGAUUAACACUAGAAUUGGACAGGGAGUUCCCGUGGUGGCUCUCAUUGUGGAAGGUGGACCCAACGUAAUCUCCAUCGUGCUAGAGUACCUGCGAGACACCCCACCUGUCCCAGUGGUGGUCUGUGAUGGCAGUGGCCGGGCUUCAGACAUCCUUGCCUUCGCCCACAAAUAUUCGGAGGAUGGUGGGGUGAUAAAUGAAUCUUUGAGAGACCAGCUGCUCGUCACCAUUCAGAAGACCUUCAACUACAGCCGCACUCAGGCUCAGCACCUCUUUAUCAUUUUAAUGGAGUGCAUGAAAAAGAAGGAAUUGAUUACAGUCUUCAGAAUGGGCUCAGAGGGACAUCAGGACAUUGAUUUGGCUAUUCUAACAGCACUCCUUAAAGGAGCCAAUGCUUCAGCACCAGAUCAGCUUAGUUUAGCUUUAGCCUGGAACAGAGUGGACAUUGCUCGGAGUCAAAUCUUUAUCUAUGGACAGCAGUGGCCGGUGGGUUCCCUCGAGCAAGCCAUGCUUGAUGCACUGGUGCUGGAUCGUGUGGAAUUUGUGAAGCUGCUGAUUGAGAACGGGGUGAGCAUGCAUCGGUUCCUCACCAUCUCCAGGCUCGAAGAGCUCUACAACACCAGACAUGGCCCAUCCAACACUUUGUACCAAUUAGUCAGGGAUGUCAAAAAGCGAGAAUACCAAGCAUUCAGCUGGAUCUAUUUUCAGGGGAACCUUCCUCCUGAUUAUAGAAUCAGUUUAAUUGACAUCGGGCUUGUGAUUGAGAAUCUGAUGGGAGGAGCUUAUCGCUGCAAUUACACGCGCAAAAGGUUUCGAACCCUAUACCAUAAUCUGUUUGGUCCAAAGCGGCCCAAGGCUCUGAAGCUGCUGGGAAUGGAGGAAGAACCCCCCAUACGGAGAGGCAGGAAGCCCACCAAGAAGAGGGAAGAAGAUGUAGACAUCGAUCUGGAUGACCCAGAGAUCAAUCACUUCUCCUACCCAUUUCAUGAGCUGAUGCUCUGGGCUGUUCUCAUGAAGCGACAGAAGAUGGCAUUGUUCUUCUGGCAGCACGGUGAGGAGGCCAUGGCCAAGGCCCUCGUCGCCUGCAAGCUGUGCAAAGCCAUGGCUCACGAGGCCUCCGAGAACGACAUGGUGGAUGACAUCUCCCAAGAGUUAAACCACAACUCCAGGGAGUUUGCACAACUUGCAGUCGAACUACUGGACCAGUCCUACAAGCAGGAGGAGCAGAUGGCCAUGAAGCUGCUGACCUACGAGCUGAAGAACUGGAGUAACUCCACCUGCCUGCAGCUGGCUGUGGCGGCUAAGCACCGAGACUUCAUCGCUCAUACCUGCAGCCAAAUGCUCCUCACGGACAUGUGGAUGGGACGGCUGAGGAUGCGCAAAAAUUCCAGCCUGAAGGUAAUUCUGGGAAUCCUACUACCCCCAUCAAUCCUCAGCCUGGAAUUUAAGAAUAAAAAUGAGAUGUCGUACUUGCCCCACAGCCAGGAAUCACCUUUACUCGGGAAAGAAGGGGAGGAGCCUGAGAAACCAGUUAAAGAAAAAGAGGAAGAGGAUAUGGAGUUCACAGCAAUGCUCGAUGGGGUGAGUGGAGAAUCAGCUCGAAAGAAAAAUGAAGAAGAAGUACCAACAGUACACAGAAUGAUUCCAUUUGGAAGAAAGAUCUAUGAAUUCUACAGUGCUCCAAUUGUUAAGUUCUGGUUUCAUACGCUGGCAUACUUUGGCUAUCUGAUGCUUUUUAAUUACAUCGUUUUGGUGAAGAUGGAGCGGUGGCCAUCGGUACAGGAGUGGAUAGUCAUUUCUUACAUCUUCACACUCAGCAUAGAGAAGAUGCGAGAGAUCCUGAUGUCAGAGCCUGGUAAGCUAUUGCAGAAAGUGAAGGUCUGGCUGCAGGAGUACUGGAACAUCACCGACCUCAUGGCUAUCCUGCUUUUCUCUGUGGGAAUGGUGCUACGCCUGCAGGAGAAGCCAUACAUGAGCUACGGCCGGGUCAUCUACUGCGUUAACAUCAUUUACUGGUACAUUCGCCUAUUAGACAUCUUCGGGGUCAACAAGUAUCUGGGGCCUUAUGUCAUGAUGAUUGGAAAAAUGAUGAUCGACAUGAUGUACUUUGUCAUCAUCAUGCUGGUAAUUUUAAUGAGCUUUGGAGUGGCACGCCAAGCAAUACUUCACCCCAAUGAAGAUCCAUCCUGGAGGCUGGCAAGAAACAUUUUCUACAUGCCCUACUGGAUGAUCUAUGGAGAAGUGUUCGCUGACCAAAUUGACCCUCCAUGUGGGGCUGGAGUAUCAGAAGAUGGUAAACCCCUACCUCCUUGUAUUACUGGAGCAUGGAUCAUCCCUGCUAUAAUGGCCUGCUAUCUCUUAGUUGCAAAUAUUCUGCUGGUGAACCUCCUUAUAGCUGUGUUCAACAACACAUUUUUUGAAGUGAAAUCGAUAUCAAACCAGGUUUGGAAGUUUCAGAGGUACCAAGUGAUCAUGGCUUUCCAUGAGAGGCCCGUCCUGCCUCCACCACUGAUCACCUUCAGCCACAUGACUAUGGUCUGCCAACACAUCUGCUGUCGCUGGCGCAAGCAGGAACGUGAGCAGGAGGACAAAGAUUACGGACUCAAACUAUGCAUAACUGAAGAUGAACUAAAAAAACUGCACGACUUCGAGGAACAGUGUAUAGAAGAGUAUUUUCGAGAGAAAGAUGAUAUGUUUAAUUCUUCAAAUGAUGAAAGAAUUAGAGUUACUGCUGAACGGGUAGACAACAUGUCGAUGCGGCUGGAGGAAGUAAAUGAGAGGGAACACUUCAUGAAGGCGUCCCUGCAGACCAUGGACAUCAGGCUGGGGCAGCUGGAGGAGCUGGCGGCGCGCAUGGCAACGGCCUUGGAGCGGCUGGCCGGCCUGGAGAAGGCCGAGGGCAACAAGGUGCCAUCUAGGACAUCAUCGGACUGCACCGAGACCGCCUGCAUCCUGCGCCAGAGCAGCUUCAACAGCCAGGAGGGCAACUGUGGGGGCUACCGAAUGUCCGAGUGUGGCGAGCAUGUGGCUGAGGAGCCAGUGUCCCCCACGUCGCCCAUCGCCAUGCCAAGAAUGAGGAGCCACUCCUUCUACCUGGUAAGCCCGAAACCAAGGGCCGGCAGCGAGAGGUCUGACUUCCCCUUCAAGGAGAGGUCGCUGAGCUUGCAGAGGGCCAGCAGCUCACAGAUGGUGGCAGUGGUGCCCAAGCAUGAGAUGGUCGAAGGCAAAAAAGGGCUGGCUUGUGUCGACACGGAGGCCGACAGCUCCUCCCUCCGGGUGCCAGCCGCCCUUCACCCGCCUGAUGUAGUGGCCGCCCUACUGAGGGCGCCAGCACCCGGCUGGCCUGAGGAGGAGGUGCCUGUGCCCACUGAUGAGCUGCUGCUGGGAGACGGCCCGCCGGACAGUUGGUGGGCGGGCGAGUCGCAGCCAUUGGAGCGCUCCAAGAGCAGCCGGUACCUGUGUAGCCCGGCGGUAUGUGCCGAGGCCUCAUGCCUGGUGGUGAAGUCGCACAGCUUCGCCUUGCCAUCGUCGUCAUCAUCCCACGGUUACUAUGGCUGCCUAGGCGUCCCGGUGAAGACAGCUGAGUACACCAGCAUUACCGACUCCAUUGACACCCGCUGCGUGUCCGCUGCCGCCGCCACCAGCACCCUCCAUGCUGAACACUCGCCCCUGUCCAGCGGCUCGCACGGCAACCACUCCAGCGGCCUGGACGACGGUGUUGCCUGCCACCCAGAGCGGGAGGCCGAGCUUAGCCACCCCAGUUCAGAGAACGAUGAGGACGAAGAGGUAGGAGGCCUCGGUGGGGGAACCCCACCCGCCCUCUACAAGCUGGAGCGGGCCAACAGCUGCACGGCGGCCGAUCCUGCCGGCCCGGCACCUCAUGCCAGGAAAAGCUGCUCCAUCAGUGACCGACUGGACAGGCAGCGCAACUCAGUGGCCGCCACCACCACCAUCGCCACCGUCGCCUUGCAUGGUCCAUUCCAGCGCAGCCGCUCGUCUCGGCCCGACGUCAGGUCUGAGGGCUUUUCUCUCAAGGCGCUUGGGAGAGCCACGACUUUCCGGAGCUUUGACAGCAGCAAACAGAGCUUCACAUAA
Molecule: messenger RNA, 4926 nt
Organism: Hypanus sabinus (Atlantic stingray)
Lineage: Eukaryota; Metazoa; Chordata; Chondrichthyes; Myliobatiformes; Dasyatidae
Gene: trpm3
Product: transient receptor potential cation channel, subfamily M, member 3
Exons: 26
Coding region: 154-4926 (1590 amino acids)
Biological process (GO): protein tetramerization; monoatomic cation transmembrane transport
Cellular component (GO): membrane
Molecular function (GO): monoatomic cation channel activity
Source: RefSeq, a predicted model, not a curated record